AUGAGCGAGCCGGCGGAGUCUCCGCGCAGCCCGGGCGCGGGCGCCCCUGCACCGCACACCGCGUCGAGCGACCCGCGCGCGCAGGACAACGUGGUCGCGGGCUGCCUCGAGCGCGGGAACGCAGCUCGCGAGGCCGGCAGCUUCAACGAGGCCAUCAGGGCGUACAGCGACGCGAUGGAGUAUGCCACGGGCCAGGAGUCGAUAGAGGUGCUGCGACUGCGUGGGUCGUGCUGGACGGCGCUCGCGCGCAAGAUCAAGUCGACUCCGGCGGCCGCGAGCGAGCGGCACGCCAUCUACGCCCUCGAUCCGACCCAGCUGGCCCAGAUGGCGUACAAGGACGCGGACGCCGCGCUGUCCUCCCAGCCGUCCCGCGCGGAGUCCGCGGAGCUCCUCCGGCUCAAGGCCGAGGCGCUGCUGCUGCGAGAGAAGCUCCCGGAGGCCGAGGACGCCUGCCUGGAGUGCCUGCGGACGCAGCCGGACGACCCCGGGGCGCUCGCGCUGCUCCGGGAGGUGUCGCAGGCGCUGGAGGACAACGAGGACGAGCCCGCGCAGGACGACGGGGGGGACAGCCCCGCCAGCCGGAGGUCGUCCCUCGUGCGGCGCAGCGCGAGCAAGCGCGCCGCGCUGAGCCGCUCGGACGAGCUCGAGUGCGUGCUGUGCUUCAAGCUCCUCUACGAGCCCGUCACCACCCCCUGCGGCCACAGCUUCUGCAAGCCGUGUCUCGCGCGGGCGCUGGACCACCGCUCGGCGUGUCCGCUGUGCCGCACGGUCAUGCACGCGGGCCGCGAGCUGCCAGUGACGUGCACGCUGGCCGCCGCGCUGAAGAGCUCGUUCCCGGAGGAGUACGAGGAGCGGCGGCGCGAGGAGCAGGUGCACGCGGCGGCGGCGGGCGACGGCGACGAGGCCGUGCUGCCGCUGUUCGUCAUGUCGCUGAUGCUGCCCUACGGCACCAUGAGCCUCAACAUCUUCGAGCCGCGGUACCGCCUCCUCGUGCGGCGCGUCAUGGAGGGCAACCGCCGGCUAGGCAUGGCGUGCGUCACGCGCAGCCACGAGCUCGUCCCCAUUGUCUGCGAGGCAGAAAUCACCAGCUGCUCCCCGCAGCCCGACGGGCGGUUCCACAUCGAGCUGCGCGGGACCCGCCGCGGCGAGGUGCUCGAGGCGUGGGAGACGGACGGCUACCGCGUGGCGCGCGUCAAGUUCCUGCGCGACGAGGCCGCGGGCGACAACGCGGCGAUCGCGCGCGAGGUCGACGAGAUGUCGCAGCACUGGAUGGAGAAGCUGCGCGAGUCCGCGGCGUCCGGCGGCUCGGGGUGCCCCUACACGGCGGCCAUGGCGGCGCGGGUCAGCACGAUGCUGCGGCGCGCGGGCGAGCGGCCGACGGACCCGGAGUCGCUGUCGUUCUUCAUCGCGGGCCUGCUCCCGCUGAACCCCUCGCAGGAGCUCAAAAUGCUGUCCACGCGCAGCACCAAGGCCCGCUUGGAGCUCCUUCGCAGCAUGCUCUCCACGGACGACCCGCACAACUCCCGCUGCUCCGUCAUGUAG
This is a messenger RNA of Pedinophyceae sp. YPF-701, 1542 nucleotides long. NCBI's taxonomy places the organism in Eukaryota, Viridiplantae, Chlorophyta, Pedinophyceae. The record is from the annotation of a GenBank genome assembly.